UCCUUCGCUUGCCGUCAUCUGAGUUGCAGAGACAGAGAGAGAAGAUGAAGUACAAUCCUAGGGUUUCGAGCUCCCGCCGCAAGAACAGGAAGGCGCACUUCACAGCCCCGUCGAGCGUCCGCCGCGUCCUGAUGAGCUCACCUCUGGCGGCCGAUCUCCGAUCCAAGUACAACGUCCGAUCGAUGCCGGUUCGCAAGGACGACGAAGUUCAGGUGGUCAGAGGAACCUACAAGGGCCGCGAAGGCAAGGUCGUGCAGGUCUACCGUAAGAAAUGGGUGAUUCACAUCGAACGCAUCACUCGCGAGAAGGUCAAUGGAUCCACCGUCAACGUUGGAGUCAACCCCUCCAAGGUGGUUAUCACCAAGCUCCGCCUCGACAAGGAUCGCAAGUCGCUGCUCGAUCGCAAGGCCAAGGGCCGCGCCGCCGCCGAUAAGGACAAGGGCACCAAGUUCACCGCCGAGGAUAUCAUGCAGAGCGUCGAUUGAUUUGGAUAUCUAUUUGGUAUUUGCUUUUAUUGGGUUCGAGUUUCAUUAUAGAUGUCUAGAUGAUUUUGUUGGAAGUUCGCUAUGUUUUGAGUAUUUGGAUUUCUGAGACUUUGGUUUUUUUUUUUUUGCUCGGCGUUAAUGUCGAUAGUUAUGGAAUUGAUUUCAUACUUAAAUCUUGAUGCUUUAUAUUUAAAUUCGAUAUCUAUGUCAUGUGAUUUUGAUAUUA
Camellia sinensis is the source of this 711-nucleotide messenger RNA. Its product is annotated as large ribosomal subunit protein uL24z. Gene Ontology annotation, biological process: translation. Gene Ontology annotation, molecular function: structural constituent of ribosome; RNA binding. The record is from RefSeq and is a predicted model, not a curated record. Gene Ontology annotation, cellular component: large ribosomal subunit; ribosome. NCBI's taxonomy places the organism in Eukaryota, Viridiplantae, Streptophyta, Magnoliopsida, Ericales, Theaceae.